Molecule: messenger RNA, 2835 nt
Organism: Ustilago hordei
Lineage: Eukaryota; Fungi; Basidiomycota; Ustilaginomycetes; Ustilaginales; Ustilaginaceae
Product: putative KRE6 - glucan synthase subunit
Exons: 1
Coding region: 1-2835 (944 amino acids)
Biological process (GO): fungal-type cell wall organization; (1->6)-beta-D-glucan biosynthetic process
Cellular component (GO): endoplasmic reticulum membrane; plasma membrane
Molecular function (GO): glucosidase activity
Source: RefSeq, a predicted model, not a curated record
AUGUCGCAUUCCUCUGUUCCCCCAGAGCAGCAAACAGAGCAACGACCGACAUCAAAUGCAAGCUCUGUAGCCAUCCCCAACUCUCUUUCCUUCUCAACUUCCAUUUCUUCUACCGAGAUUCUCGAUUCGUACCACAACCACGUCGAUAGCAGCAGUAGCAGCAGCAGCAGCAUUAGCAGCAGCAUUAGCAGCAGCAGCAUCAGCAGAAGUGAUCAGCACGAGUCGACUCAGCCACCAAGCGAAGCCUUUUUGGCUUAUCUCGAUUCUGUUGCGUCUGCCGCAAGGGCGAGGAAUAGCGCUCCUGUUAGUGCUCAGGAGACAUUAGUGAGUAGAUCUUUGGAGGUCAACAAGGCAAGGACGAGUACAGCUUCGCCUCGCUUGGCGGCGCGUUCUUUCGACUCUCCCUCUCUGGCACAUCUCAGCCCAUCAACGGAAGCAGUAGGGGAAGCAGGUGCAUCUGCUUUCAGAACCGAACAGGAACAGACGAGUCUUGUCGGUAUCGCUAUCGCAUCCUCUUCUUCCUCAAAUCAAGCAGAGGCAGGUGGUGCUGCACGAACAAGCUCCAAUCGAUACUCAAAGGUUCCUCACGGUCUUGGACUCUUUGGUGCAACAUCAAAACGCAAGAGUCGCAUAGGAAAUGACGACAUGAAGGACUCUUCUCAUAAUAUCAAUGCCAAGGGGUUGCGGAUUGAGACCUCGAUCCCGAUCGAAGACUCUACCACAGAAGCCAGAACCGGCACAAGUACCGCGCCGGCCCCCACCAAAUUCGAUGACAAAGCCAUAGCUUCAAACCCAUCUGGUCUACAUCCACCUCGUUCAGCAAGAGGAAACAGUCCUCUCUCCUCCCCUGGCCUCGGGUACAAAGCGCCCACAGCACACCAUAUGAUCGGUGGCCUCUCCGUCAAUCAUCCAAAAGGUCUUUCUUCAUCAUCAAGCUUCACUUCGCAUGAGGAGAAGUAUCCUAACAAACGCAACGACGCUUUCUCCACAGGUCUGGUGCCGAUACUCAACAUCAAUGAUUCUUCCAGCUCGAUCUACUCUCUUCCCAGCCCACGCAGACCUUAUGCACCGGGAAGCUUCACAAAUGGUCCUUGCACACCGCUCUCCGCCACAGCCUCUCCGACGGGCCCGUAUUUCGAUGAGAAGAAGCUCGGCGGGUCCAUACCCGGAACACCCGUCCCCCUAUCCCCUUCGAUCCGAGGAGAUGGCGUAACAGAGAUCAAAAUGUGGGGUGAUUACGACGCCGAGGCUGAAGCAGACGAUUACCUCCACGAACCAGAUGCAGAGCAAGACCGCAAAGCCUCCAACAAAGGCAUCUUCCCGCCGAGGGGAGUAUUGAACAUCGGAACGCUAGCAGUGAUUGGGUUGGGCCUGUUGGCGUUGUUCGGCGGCUACCCUGUCAUUUCAUGGCUAACCCGACACAAGUCUUCGACAAAGGGAGGCUUCAAUCUCGGUGGAAUCAACGCCACAGGUCAAGUAGCCGAUCUCAAAAUCGGUCGAAGUCUAGUUGACCCAGAUACCCCCGACAAUGUCAAAACUCGAAACACCCUCGAUGGAACUAACCGCAAAAUGAAUCUGGUUUUCAGCGACGAAUUUAACCGUGAUGGCCGAAGCUUCUACCCUGGUGACGAUCCAUUUUGGACUGCGAUGGAUUUGCAUUAUUGGGGAACGGACAACUACGAAUGGUACGAUCCGAGUGCGGUUACCACGGCGAACGGAAGUUUGGUGAUUACGCUGGAUCAGAUUGCAACGCAUAAUCUAAACUUUAGAGGCGGAAUGCUGCAGUCUUGGAAUCAGUUAUGUUUUACAGGUGGAUAUAUUGAGGUGGCGAUGGUGUUGCCAGGUUCGCCGGAUAUUCCGGGGCUGUGGCCUGCUGCUUGGACGAUGGGGAAUUUGGGGAGAGCUGGGUUUGGUGCUACGACGGAUGGGAUGUGGCCUUAUACGUAUGAUUCUUGUGAUGUGGGGACUUUGCCAAAUCAGACUUUUGCGAAUGGGACUGGGCCUAUCGCAGCGCAGACUACGGGUGUCUACGUCGACAAAUACGGUCCCUAUCUCUCAUACCUCCCUGGUCAAAGAUUAAGUAGAUGCACAUGCGGGAAUUCGGACGAUCACCCAGGACCCAAACAUGCCGAUGGAUCAUGGGUCGGUCGUUCAGCACCUGAAAUCGACAUCAUCGAAGCAGUCGCAUCCCACGUCCGAGGCUCUCGCGGUUUCGCAUCCAUGUCAGCCCAAAUCGCACCCUUCAACAUUGGUUACAACCUCACCGACACCCCCGGUUCCACCGAAUUCUUCUCCCCUGAUGCCGAACUUAACUCCUACACCGGUUCCGUAUACCAACAAGCCGCUUCCGGUCUCGUCUACACAAAGCGAUCCGCUUACGAAGACACACAAGCAACCUUCUCCUCCUACGGAUUCGAAUACAACCCUGGCUCCGACCCUGAUUCGUACAUUCUCUGGACAGUAGAUGGCGAUCCAAUGUGGCGGCUCAACUCGCAAGCACUCGGUCCCGAUGCGGGUACGCAAAUCGGUCAGAGACCCAUUCCGUACGAACCAAUGUAUAUUCUCUUGAAUCUGGGUAUUAGUGCAAGCUUUACAACGGUGGAUUGGAGACAUUUGACUUGGCCGGCGACAAUGUUGGUGGAUUAUGUCAGAGUUUGGCAGGUCGAAGGGGAGGAGAAUGUGGGUUGUGAUCCGGAGAAUGCUCCGACGGCGGCGUAUAUCGAGAAACAUAAGGAGGCGUAUUAUAAUGCGAACUUGACAACUUGGACUGAGACGAGGGAGAGAGGUGGCUAUGCGCAGAGCUUCCCAGGUAACUCGAUGCUUGGACAGUGUUGA